AGAAAAGAUAGCUCACUUUCCGCAGCCCAUCUCUCACAUCCUGCUUCCCCUCCACCCUACCUCCUUUUCUGCCCCCACAAAAGCAAAACAAGUUUGCUUGCUAGCUUGCUAGCUACCUCCAAGCAGAUCGACCAAACCUGGAACUUCUCAAGAACUGCCCUACCCUAGCCUUCUUCCUCCCAAAACAUGCAUAGCUAAAUCUAGCGCCCUUCGCAUCACACAGCUCUUGGCUAGCUAGUAGCUAGCCUCGGUGUGAGCUGAUUGGUAGCUACAGAAUUAUUGAGCGGUUGGUAGCUGCUUGCAGCUUGCAUCCACUAUAGAGGCAGCGAGGGAUCGGCAAAGGGCGCCCUAGCAGCUGCUAGAGCCAUGUGCGACUACUUCCUUCAGAGGAUUGAGGGCGACCAGGCGGGCGGGGACCUCACCGACAUCGUCCGGGCCGGCGGAGCCAUAUCGGGUAAUGCCGAGGUGCCGUCCACGGCCGGCGAGUGGCAGCUCCAGGCGGAGCCGUUGCUCUUCCCGCCGCCUCCGUCGUCGUCGGAUGGCUGCGCCGAGGGUACCGGCGCCGACGUCUUCGGCGGUGACCCUUUCUCUGGGAUCUUGGACCCGUUCAGCAGCGACUACUCGUCAGGCGCCGACUUCUUGGACCCCAUGCCGGACGCGAUGGCCAAGGUCGGCUUCGACACAGCUGUUGGCGGCGGCACCGGCUGCGGAGGAGGAGGUGACGGCGGCGGUGGACAGCUGUUGGACUUGAUUAGGAAGCCUAUCUUGCCGCGGGGGGUGCAGAUGCCGGGGGUUGGCGUGCGGGCGCCGAUGGUGCUGCCGUCACCGUUGUCGCCAAGGGCGAUACGGCCGUACCCGGCGAUGGCCGGCGACAUGGUCAAGCUUGGCAUCACGGCCGGGCAGAUGGCCGGGUGCGCCAUCGACGCCGCUGUCGUCGGCAUGCAGAUGUCGUCGCCUUGUGCCGCCGGCGGGAUCAAGCGCAGGAAGAACCAGGCAAGGAAGGUGGUUUGCAUCCCGGCGCCGACAGCGGCCGGGGGAAGACCCACUGGGGAGGUGGUUCCUUCUGAUCUCUGGGCUUGGAGGAAGUACGGCCAGAAGCCUAUCAAGGGUUCUCCCUAUCCAAGAGGGUACUACAGAUGCAGCAGCUCAAAAGGAUGCUCAGCACGUAAGCAAGUGGAGCGCAGUCGAACUGACCCCAACAUGCUCGUCAUCACCUACACCUCUGAGCACAACCAUCCAUGGCCGACUCAACGCAACGCGCUCGCCGGGUCAACUCGGUCUCACCACGGCAAGAAUAGCAGCAACUCAUCUUCCAAGAGCUCACAGAAAGAAAAGCAACAGCAACCAAAUGUUAAGGAAGAGCUAAAGGAUCAGGCCACGACGACAACCACUAGUACAAUUACUACGAGAACUAGUACUUCCCCAGUAGCCGUUGUGAAAGAGGAGACGUUGGCAGGAUCAGAAGCACUGGGGGGAGUCAUAGAUGCAACAGGAGUAGUAGACCACAAUAUUGCACUCAUGGACCAUGUGUUCAGUGAGAGCUACAAGCCGAUGAUACCGGAGGCCGGGCACUCCGACGACUUCUUCUCCGACCUCGCGGGGUUGGAGUCAGAUCCCAUGAGCCUAAUCUUCUCCAAUGAGUACAUGGAACCAAAGCCAAGUGGCGGUGAUCAUGCACAGGAGAAAGCAAUAACCAAGGACUUGGAUCCAUUUGACAUGCUUGAUUGGUCUACUACUUCUUCAGCACGCAGCUCAUUUGAGCAAGGAAAGAGAGGUUAAACCUUUGGCACAAAGCAUGCAUGUCUAAUGCAUAUGUGCACACAUACAUUUGAUCACCAGCUAAUAACCUGAAAGAUUACCACAAGGUCAGCAAGGAAAGAUGAGAGCUUUUUUUCACUUUUCUUUUCCUCUUUUUGGUUAUUUGCUUCUUAUUAUCAUUGUGAGAAAGAUUGAAUUUUCUUGUUCAGGUUUAUAUAUGAACCUUAUUUUUUAA
Messenger RNA from Phragmites australis (common reed), 1993 nucleotides. RefSeq names its product probable WRKY transcription factor 35. Gene Ontology annotation, molecular function: transcription cis-regulatory region binding; DNA-binding transcription factor activity. The transcript is spliced from 3 exons. Lineage: Eukaryota; Viridiplantae; Streptophyta; Magnoliopsida; Poales; Poaceae. Gene Ontology annotation, biological process: regulation of DNA-templated transcription. Gene Ontology annotation, cellular component: nucleus. Bases 367 to 1779 code for a protein of 470 amino acids. The record is from RefSeq and is a predicted model, not a curated record.